AUCUUUAAAAUCGUACCGUUGAUAAUUUUGCAGCCCAAUCCCAUCCAUAAUUGCGCGGAUAUUUUUUAAAGACGAAAACACGCAUUCGUUUUUGUAAUAAUUUUCGUCUUUGUACAUUAAUGUAAUAUACAUAACUAGUUGCGAAUCAGAUGUGUAUUGUUGCGAGCGAAUUUGAAUCGCAAAUUCGUAAUUGAGCGGGAACAUGGCUAUUUCAUUGUGAUUGUUUUGUUCCUGUUCAUGUACAGCUCUUGUCGGGAUAGAUAACAAGAUGGCGGAUAUUCGCAAGUAUUUCACAUCGAGUCGGAAUAAAACCGAAUCUGUAACGGCAAAACCAUCUUCAAGCUCUAAAUUACGUAAAAGACCUAUUAUCGAAUCGGAUAGUGAAGAUGAAAAGGAUAAAGAGUUGAAUAAAAAGAAAAAAGUACAGCAAAAACCUUCUAAAAAGAAAAAUUCUGCUAUUAUAAGUGAUUCUUCCGAUGACGAUAAAGAAAGUGAAAAAUCUCGUCCUCAGAAUUCAAAGCCAGAUACGAAAGAAAUAAGUUCUAAAAAGCGCCAAAGAUCUGAAAUUAUUGAUUCUUCAUCCGAAGACGCUUCUCCUUCAUCUAAAAAGAGAACUGUACAAAAAAAGCUAGAUAAAGUUGAUGUCAAGUCGAAAUUUUUCAAAGAAACGUCAGUUUCUGCUGUAUUUGGUGACAAGCCAGUUAGACGAGAUAGUACACGAUUAAAAGAAAUUCAAGAAAAGCUGAAAAAAACGACGAAAACAGUGAAAAAUGAUAUCCAGAUAACGGACGAGGAUUUUGAAGCAGCUGUUCUUCAGAUGGAUGAUGUUGGAAGUAACUGGGUUGAUUCUAACAGAAAUUCCAAAUCUGAUUCCACUCUACAGAAUGGAAAAACAGAUAAAGAGAAAAAUACGGAGUCUCCGAGAAAAAAUAAAAAAUCGGAUGCAGUCGAAAAAGAGUCGAAGAAAUCACCGGAUAAAAAUAAAAAAUCUGAUGCAGUUGAAAAAGAGUCAAAGAAAUCACCGGAAAAAAAUAAAAAAUCUGAUGCAGUUGAAAAAGAGUCGAAGAAAUCGCCGGGGAUAAAUAAAAAAUCUGAAGCAGUUGAAAAAGAGUCGAAGAAAUCACCGGAGAAAAAUAAAAAAUCUGAUGCAGUUGAAAAAGAGUCGAAGAAAUCGCCGGGAAUAAAUAAAAAAUCUGAAGCAGUUGAAAAAGAGUCGAAGAAAUCACCGGAGAAAAAUAAAAAAUCUGAUGCAGUUGAAAAAGAGUCGAAGAAACCGCCCGAAAAAAAUAACAAAUCAAAUGUAAUUGAAAAAGAGUUUAAGAAAAAUGAGAAAGUUGUGGUUAGAGAAGAACCUGUUAGUAAAUCGCUUUCUAGUAAAACGACCUCAGGAUCAUCUGCGAAGUUAUCUAUUAAAGAUAAAUUGAAACAGUUCUCGGCACUUUCAACAUCCAGUAAACAAGUUGUCGAAGAAGUAAACAAAAAAACACCCAGUCCAACAAAAUCUACUGAAAAAUUAUUGUCCAUGAAACUUAAAUGUACGCCUGAUUCGGGAUAUUCCAGUUUUUCAUCCAAUUGUGAUUCGCAGGGUUCGCAAAACAGUAGUAAAAGUGAUAUGACUUCUCAAAGCGUUGUUGUAACGAGUAGUCGUGUGAAAGAAGAAUGUAAUUCUAGUAAUCCUAAAACACUUGUUAAACGUGAAAUUCCAAGUAACUCUAAAGCGAUCACUUCGAGCAAAUUAGAAGAUGCGAGUAGUACUCAAUCGGUUGCAGUUGGUGAUGAUAUGCCGUGGGUCGAAAAAUACAAACCAGAUAGUACAAAAAAAAUUAUUGGACAGCAAGGUGAUCAAAGUAGUAUGAAAAAAUUAACGAGAUGGCUGAACGAUUGGUACAAAAACAACGCUGGUUCUAAAAAACCAGCCUAUGUUCCCGCUGGUUGGAACACGGAUAAGACAGGGUCUAUUCACAAAGCUGCUCUAUUAUCCGGGCCUCCGGGAGUUGGAAAAACAACCACUGUAUCUUUGGUAUGCAAAGAGUUGGGCUUCGAUGUUGUGGAAUUCAACGCUUCUGAUACUCGAUCGAAAAAGCUUCUUGAAGAAGAAGUAUCUAAACUGCUGACAAAUACAUCCAUUACAUCUUUAUUUGGUGGCGAUGGAUGUAAAUAUUCCGUUACAAAAAAGCAUGUAUUGGUUAUGGAUGAAGUAGAUGGAAUGGCUGGUACGGAAGAUCGAGGAGGUGUUCAAGAACUAAUUCAUUUGAUCAAAAUCACCAAAGUUCCUAUUAUUUGUAUGUGUAAUGAUAGAAGUCAUCCUAAAAUAAGAAGUCUCGUAAAUUACUGUUUUGAUUUGCGAUUUCAACGACCAAGACUUGAACAAAUUAAAGGAUAUAUGAAGAGUGUAUGUUUUAAAGAAAAAUUAAAUGUAUCAUCGGAUGUUUUAAAUAACAUCAUAACCAGCAGUAAUCAAGACGUCCGGCUUGUACUUAAUCACUUAUCCAUGUUGGCCGCUGAUAAAAAUUCCGAACUUGAAGCUUCAAAAAAAUAUGUUAAAUUGAGUCCUUGGGAUGCCUUACGUAAAAUGUUUUCCAAAGAAGAUCACAAAAACAUGUCCAUACAUGAUAAAUUUGAUUUAUUUUUCUAUGACUAUAGCAUAGCGCCUUUAUUCGUUCAAGAGAAUUACCUUUCUGUGAAACCUCUUAAUACGAAGACUCAAAGUAAACUUGAAAAAAUGCAGUUAUACGCUCGUGCCGCUGAUUGUAUCAGUAUUGGUGAUUUAGUUGAUAAAGAAAUUAGGUCCAGUAGCGCUUGGAGUCUACUACCCACUCAGGCUAUUUUUGCAAGUUAUGCUCCUGGUGAAAUCUUGGAAGGAUACUGCUCUGGACAAAUCGCCUUUCCAUCGUGGUUGGGUAAAAAUUCUAAGACAAACAAAAUCGAUAGAUUAUUACAAGAAAUACAAAUUCAUACCAGAUUAAAAAUAUCUGCGAGUAAAGAAUCAGUAAACUUGGAGUAUGCUUCAUUUUUGAGAAAUCACAUUUUACAACCGUUAGUGAAGGAUGGGUCGGAUGGGGCUAAAACAGCUUUGGAAAGAUUACACGAAUAUGAUUUGUUACGAGAAGAUCUUGAAAGCCUAUCUGAGAUUUGUAGUUGGACCAGUUCUGCAGAUCCUUUAUCGAAAAUUGAUAGCAAAGUGAAAUCUGCUUUCACAAGGUUGUAUAAUAAAAAUCCUCCUGUGAGACCGUAUUCGCUUAGUGCUCCGAUUAAAAAGAAAGCUAAUGAUGAUUCGUUGGAAGAAGAAAACAGUGAAGAUGACGACGAUAAGGAUAACGAAGAACCUGAUGCCAUGAUUGUGGUUAAGAAGAAACAAUUGAAUCAAAGUGAUACUAUGUCUCCGUCGACAUCAAAAACCAAGGCGAAAAAUCCGAAGAAUACUAGUACUACGAACAAGAAAAAAAAGAAAUAGUGACCAAUUUUUUAAUUUAUUUUUAAUACUAUUUUUUCGUUUGCGGAUAUACAAAUUUUUUAUGAUCUAUUUAUAAUUUAUAAUAUUAAAAAGUGAUUAUCGUAUGUAUUUUCUAAA
Molecule: messenger RNA, 3571 nt
Organism: Planococcus citri (citrus mealybug)
Lineage: Eukaryota; Metazoa; Arthropoda; Insecta; Hemiptera; Pseudococcidae
Gene: Gnf1
Product: germ line transcription factor 1
Exons: 16
Coding region: 269-3454 (1061 amino acids)
Biological process (GO): DNA repair; DNA replication
Cellular component (GO): DNA replication factor C complex; nucleus
Molecular function (GO): ATP binding; DNA clamp loader activity; ATP hydrolysis activity
Source: RefSeq, a predicted model, not a curated record